Molecule: messenger RNA, 831 nt
Organism: Letharia columbiana
Lineage: Eukaryota; Fungi; Ascomycota; Lecanoromycetes; Lecanorales; Parmeliaceae
Exons: 3
Coding region: 1-831 (276 amino acids)
Source: RefSeq, a predicted model, not a curated record
AUGUCAAAAUCAGUCCUUGUGACUGGUGGUACCGCAGGGAUGGGCUAUGAAUGUGCCCUGAAAAUCGCCCAGCAAUGUCCCCAAUAUCAAGUCACCCAACGAUAUCUCACGCUUGACCUAUCCAAUCUGGUCAGAGUCCGUUCCUUCGCCGCGGACUACGCGAAAAAGGGCUAUCCACAGAUUAAAGCCCUUGUUCUCAAUGCUGGUUUGCAAAUCCUUGAUCUCAACUACACAGAAGACAAGAUCGAGUCCACUUUCGCAAUCAAUCACGUUGGGCAUGCCCUGCUUUUCUACCUCAUGAGCCCAUACCUUGCUGAAGAUGCACGCAUUCUCAUCACUUCCAGUGGAACCCACGAUCCUGCUCAGAAGUCUGGACUUCCGGACGCGGUAUACAAUUCGGCCGAGGAAUUAGCUCAACCUACCAAGGAGACCGGGAAAUACUCCGGGAGACAACGCUACGCCACGAGCAAGCUCUGCAACAUUAUGUGGAUUGGAUUCGACCCUGGUUUGAUGCCCGGGACCGGCUUGACGAGAGAAGCUCCAGCAAUUCUGCAAUUCAUUUGGCACCAAAUCAUGCCCCGGACCAUUUGGCUGCUGCGACUACUCGUCUCUCCGAACAUCCAUUCGCCUCGGGAUUCUGGGGCCUCGCUUGCACGGUUGGCUGUAGGAGAUGAUGUGAAACAAGUCAGUGGAAAGUAUUACGAGGGCCAAAGACCGAUACCGUCCAGCAAGGACAGCCAAAUGGUAGAGAAGCAGGAGAAUCUGUGGGAGUGGACUGUAGAACGGGUCGCAAAGGAUGAUCAAGAGAGGCGCGAUUUUGAGAAUGUCUAG